AUGCUUUUAUUCUUUUGUUAUCGUUUUCGUUUUUUACUUUCUUGUUCGUUUUUAGUUUUAGUUUUCUUUUUCUUUUUCUUUUCCUUUUUGUUGUUUUUGUUUUUGUUUUUGUUUUUAUUUUAUUUUUUAUUUUUUUUAUUUUUUUUUUUUUUCUUCUUUUUCGUUAUUUCCGCAUCUCCAGUAGUUCUGGUCAACCGGAAAAAUAUUCCUCUUUUUAUUAUGAAUAACACAUUGACCAGAAAUAAACAUGACAAUACAAAUAUUAAUUUGUGUAGCGAAAAAUCGGUCGAAUAUUUGAGUAGGCCUGUUGUCAAGGAAGCGAAGAAAGACAAGGAGCUUAUCCAUAAUAGAAGUAAUGGUACAAUGCAUAAUAAGCUCGAGGUGGAAAAAAUUGAGUGUACGGGAGGUAAGGUAAAGGUAAAAGAGGAUGAGCAUAACGAUUACUUGUCACAUGGAGGAAAUGAGGGAGAACAAGUCGAUAUUAACCAAAAUGAUGAAUUCAAUUUAUCAGAUAUAGUAGUUAGUACAUGCAAAGUGGAAAAAAGCGAUAUGAAGGAGGUAUGCAAGGGGAGUUCAAAAAAGUGCGAAUAUUUAUAUAUGAGUGAACACUUAAGAAUUCGAAAUGAUAAACAAAUAUUUGUAAGUAAAUCUUUAAAUGAGUAUAUUAAUGAUCAUAUUAAUAUGAUAUGUUCAUGUGAUGAUACAUUAUUUCAAAAUCUAAAUGGUAUGGAGAAUACUUUAAUGGACUUGGGGUUAAAACUCAAAUUUUUGAGGCAUAGGGAACGUAUUAAAAGAAAGAGAAAAAAAGCUAGAAAGAAUAAAAGGUCUUCACCAUGCAGUAAAUCAAAUGGUCCGUUAAGAAAUGGCACUAUUACUAAUGGCGAAUUGCAAAUAAAUGGAAGUUUGUUAUGGAAAAGGGGAGAUAUAACCGAGUUUCCAUUAGAGGGCAUUGAAUCAUUGUCUUCUUCGCUUGAAGGGGAACUUGUACCGGAAUCCAAGUCUAUACAUGCUUCCAAUACUGAAUUACCGGAAAAGGCAGAAAUGGGGGAGAGAUCUAGAACCUGGUGCAACUUAGUCAAAUCAGGAGACGAUUCUGAUAGCAGCUUUUUAUUUUCGGACUCAUCAGAUAGCGAAGAAAAUAGUACUGACAGUUCUAAUACAUCAGAUGAAGAAAUAAUAGAACGUUUAGAAUUUGAUGAAGAAGAGUUGAGUAAUUUGAAAAAGCUCGAAAGAGCAAAAAAUGUUUAUUUUAGACAUAUAAAUGAAAUAUGUAUAAAAUAUAAUAUGAUGAGUCAUUUUAAUUUGAAAUUUUUUGAAAAAGUAAAAAGUAUUACAGAUAAGAAUAUUAAAAUGAAGCAUAAGAAUCUUAACGUUAUGAAAGACUUAAUGGAAGUAAUGAGAAACAUUUUUUCAAAUGAAGAUAUGGUAAAGAAAAUAGAAUUAAAACAAAAGAAAUUAAGAGCAGAUGUUAUAAAUUCCUUGUUUGGUUUUCACAUAAUUAGUGAUAACCAGCCAAUGAAAAUACCAAUAAAAUGCAUGAAUCGGUUAAGGUGUGAAAAUCAGCCAGCUGCUAACAUAUUUGCCUACAGAUCUUUGCAAAAUAGGAGGAGAGCCGAAACAGCCCUCGAUGAACUGUGGAGUGCUAGCGGUAUGGGUAGUGGCAAGGGAAGCGAUAUGGGCAGUGGAAAGGGAAGCGGUAUGGGCAGUGGAAAGGGAAGCGGUAUGGGCAGUGGAAAGGGAAGCGGUAUGGGUAGUGGUAAGGGAAGUGGUGUAAGCAGUGGUACAGUUAGUGGAAAAGGUGAGCAGAACCUCAAGUUAAGUGGUGAUAAAAACAAAUGCAGUGUGAGUUUCAAUGAAGACAUAAAUAAAAUAGAAAGUGUAACGAAGAACAGUCUAGAGAAGUAUAUAAAUAACAUCAAAAAGAGUUCAAAAAUUCAAAACAAAAUUAAUAAUUUAAAACAGUAUAUAUUAGUAACGAAUUGGAAUAGCUUAAGGAAGCACAGUAAUUACAUUAAUAUGGUAUAUGAAGAAAGGAUAGAACACAAAAAAGUAUUGGCGAACUUGUGUUAUAAUCAAAUGAAAGCUAUAGAACAAAAGAGAAAAAUAAUAGUAGAAAGAGAGGAAAAAGAACGAAUGAGAUUAUUAAAAGAAAAUAACAUGGAUGAAUAUAUUAAAUUGAUAAAAAAAACAAAAAAUAAGAGACUGCAAGAGUUGGUGGCUGUUACUGAGAAGUUCCUAAGUAACAUGACCUCCUCCAUGUUAUUGCAGAAAGGGGGGGGUAUUGUCGAAAAAAAGAUAAAUGGCAGCAUUAACGGUGAAAUCAUUAUUAGUGGCAGUUGUAGUAGUAACCUUAACGAUUGUAACAGUAGUGGUGGGAGUAGUGGUAGUGGUGGGAGUAACCAUAAUGGCAGUGGCUCUUCCGAUGGAAUGGGUAAAAGUGCAGGCAUAACAAAACGGGACGAGAAUGCGAACGAAUCGCAUAUGACAAAUUACAAAAAUACGAGAGAGGAAUACUAUAGGUUAUCCCACUCAGUUAAGGAAAAAGUAGUUCAACCAUCCAUUUUGGUAGGAGGAAAAUUAAUGCAAUAUCAGCUGGAGGGAUUAGAGUGGUUGGUAUCAUUGUAUAAUAACAAUCUUCAUGGCAUUUUGGCUGACGAAAUGGGACUGGGUAAAACGGUCCAGACGAUUAGUUUGUUUGCUUAUCUAAAGGAGUUCAAAUAUGGUGCUAAUACAGGAAGUGCAAUUAGAGGAAGCGAAGGAAGUGGCACUGGCAGUGCGACUUCCAGUACCAAUUUAAAGAGUAUCGUAAUUGUUCCACUAUCAACACUGCCCAAUUGGAUCAACGAGUUUAGUAUCUGGUGCCCAACGUUGAACGUAAUAACAUAUAUAGGUAACAAAAUACACAGAAGAAAUAUGGGUAAGCAUUUACUAGAAUGCGAAUUUGAUAUAUGUUUAACAACAUUCGAUUUUGUAAUAAAGGAAAAGACGGUACUCAUGAAAAUAGCUUGGAAUUAUAUAGUAGUUGAUGAAGGUCAUCGUAUGAAGAAUAAUAAAUCACGAUUUCAUAAAAUAUUAUCUGAGUUUAAAAGUAAACAUCGUGUAUUAUUAACAGGAACUCCAUUACAGAAUAAUUUAAGUGAGUUAUGGUCUCUUCUUAAUUUUCUUUUACCUAAAAUUUUUUGCUCAUGUGUAGAUUUUGAAAAAUGGUUUAUUGAGCCAUUACAUAAUGAAAAGGGUGUGUAUGAAACUAUUACAGAAGAAGAGCAGUUGUUAAUAAUUAAUAGGCUUCAUAGUGUGUUACUACCUUUUAUGCUUAGAAGAGUAAAAAAGGAUGUUUUAAAAUCGUUACCUAAGAAGUAUGAAUAUAAUGUACACAUCGAAUUAUCCUUGUAUCAGAAAAUUUUGUAUAAACAAAUAGAAACUAAAGGAUUUAAACAAGUUAAUCACAAUGGAUCUGUAACUACAAAGACUUUUCAAAAUAUUGUUAUGCAAUUAAGAAAAAUAGUUAACCAUCCUUAUUUAUUCUUAGAUGAUUAUAAUAUUGAUGAAAUGCUUAUCAAAUGUAGCGGUAAAUUUGAAGUCCUAGAUAGAAUGCUGCCCAAACUUGUGAAAUUCAAGCACAAGAUACUUAUCUUUUCACAGAUGACGAAGCUUAUGGACAUCUUAUGUGACUACUUGGACCUUAGGCAGUACAAGUACCACCGCCUGGACGGAAAUAUAGCUCUAAACGAGCGCAAGAAAAUUAUAGAGGCCUUCAACCGGGGGAACGACCAGAGUGGUCAGAACGGCAAAAGGGGGGGAAUCGAUAAUAAUGGCGGAAGCCAAGGAGAUGGUGAAAGUGGUGAUAGCGUCGAUAACGGAGGUAGAUGCCAACGUGAUAGAACUUUGGGGGAGAAACCGAGAGACGAGUUGGCGAAUGGAGGAAAUGAAGAUACGAUGAUCUUUAUCUUAUCAACGAGGUCAGGGAGCUUAGGGUUAAACCUACAAGCAGCAGAUACUGUUAUAAUUUUUGAUAGCGAUUUCAAUCCACACCAAGAUAUACAAGCCAUGUGUAGGUGCCAUAGGAUUGGACAGAAAAAUGUAGUGAAAGUAUUUCGAUUCAUUACAUUAUCAGAAGUAGAAGAAUUAGUUCUAAAAAAAGCACAGAACAAGUUGAAAAUGAAUGAUAAAGUUAUACAAGCAGGGUUAUAUAACAAUAUUUAUAAUGAUGAAGAUAGACAAAAUAAAUUAAAAAAUAUUUUUAAAAGAUAUCAACAGAAUGAUGCCACUACACAACCCACUAAUCCUAUAGUUUUAAACUAUUACAUGGGUAGGAAUGAAGAAGAAAUAGAUUAUUUCCUCCAUUUUGACAAAAAUUAUUUUGGGGAACACUACUUUUCCGUUUUAAACUCCCUCAGCAGGGAAGACCUAGGUAAGGGGCAAUUUACUUAUAUGAGUGAAGACGAAGAGGGGAAGGGGAGAGAAGUUAGCGAUGAGGGUGAUGUCGAGAUUGAAGUUGAUGUUGGCGAUGAGACUGACGUCGAGAUUGGAGUUGAUGUUAGCGUUGAAACAUCUAAGCACAUGAUGUGUGGUCAAAGGGGGAAGGAACAAAGGAAUAGUGUGAAGGAUGCUGAGCAUAGUGAGAAUCUGGCAAAGGGCUGUUUGAACAAAAAACAAGAUGAUUCUUUCUCAUCAGAUCUAGAACACGAAAAGAACGACGUAAAAAAUAUAAAAGCAGAAAGUGAACAACACAAUGUUACAAUGUCCAAUCAUUCAAGUAAUAAGUUAAAAAGGGGUCAACCGGGGGAACGUGAUGAAGUUACUGAUAAAAACAGUAUUAACAGUACAGGUAUAUGUGCUGAUAAUUGUAACAACAAAAGCACUUUAUCUUUCGGGGAUGUAAACGAUACGUCUCUUCAAGAAGGAGAAGAAAUGGAUCAUACUAUCCUCUACAAUACCGCUCACAAUGCUGCUCACAGUGCCUCUCACGAAGUGCAGGAUGACUUCUACAGCUUCAUCCUUAGGGAGGAAAAUCAAAAUGAAGUUGAGAGGGUCCUAAUUAAAACCAAUAAAUUAAUAAAUAAGGAGGAGUUACCUUCAUAUCUUUUUUAUGAUGAUACUGAUGAAUGUACCGAAAUAAAUUUUAAGAGACGACGAAAAGUUAUUAACGCAAAUUUAAUGGAAGAGGAAAAAUUGACAGAAAAUGAUUUUAUAAAAUUGAUUGAGAAUUCGUUUGCUGAAAAGAGUACGCAUGAGGAGAAAAGGACUCUUAACGAAUUGGGCGAACCGGAACAGUUUGUCACGGGGGAAGAAGAGGUUGGCAUUGAAGAGGUUGGCAUUGAAAAGGUUGGCAUUGAAGAGGUUGGCAUUGAAAAGGUUGGCAUUGAAGAGGUUGGCAUUGAAGAGGUUGGAAUAGGAGAAAUGGAUAACCCCAAAAAAAAGAUCUGCAUAGAUGGAAAAUCCUGCACAGACAAGAAGACAUGUGCAGAUGGUAAACCCCACAAUAGCGAGAACUCCACUCAGGAAUUCCCCCUCAAAGGAAGUGUACCCUACAAUGUCCGAAGCUCUAGCAGGAAAAAAGUAUCAUGUGAUAUAAUUCGAUUAAGCAAUACUGGCAGCAUCGCAUCUGACACUCCUUCUCCAGCUAAUUCGAAAAAUUUAUCUCCCAAGAAAAAGGGGAAAAGGAAAUAUAGCGGAAGCUUCAGCGAGAUGAGCAUAGAAAAAAAAUAUGCACAAGGAGAUGCAGAUGACGAACUAAAAAAAAAAAAAAAAAGGAAUAAAUAG
This is a messenger RNA of Plasmodium malariae, 5763 nucleotides long. Its product is annotated as DEAD/DEAH box helicase, putative. Gene Ontology annotation, cellular component: nucleus. The coding region runs from base 1 to 5763 and encodes 1920 amino acids. Lineage: Eukaryota; Apicomplexa; Aconoidasida; Haemosporida; Plasmodiidae. The transcript has a single exon. Gene Ontology annotation, molecular function: ATP-dependent chromatin remodeler activity; ATP binding; DNA binding. Gene Ontology annotation, biological process: positive regulation of transcription by RNA polymerase II. The record is from RefSeq and is a predicted model, not a curated record.